Mercurialis annua (annual mercury) is the source of this 865-nucleotide messenger RNA. RefSeq lists its product as uncharacterized. The transcript has a single exon. Bases 49 to 663 code for a protein of 204 amino acids. The record is from RefSeq and is a predicted model, not a curated record. Gene Ontology annotation, biological process: defense response to other organism. Lineage: Eukaryota; Viridiplantae; Streptophyta; Magnoliopsida; Malpighiales; Euphorbiaceae.
UACAUUGAUCUCAACAAUCAAUUCAUCAAUCUUAAAUUCCCACCCAAAAUGGCCACCGGCACCACCUCUCAGCAGCCACCUGCACAGCCACAUCGGCCGGCAGCCCACUCGAAACUACUCCGAGUCAUUGCUCUAGUCAUACUAACCCUAAUCGUUAUCUUGGGUUUAGUUGUGCUAAUCACUUGGCUAAUAAUCCGACCGAAACAAAUCGAGUACUCAAUCGAAAACGGCUCGGUAAGUAACUUUAACCUAAAAAACAACCACCUUAACGCGUCGUUUGAUAUAUUUAUUAGGGCACAUAACCCUAAUAGAAGAAUCUCUAUUUACUAUGAUGUAAUUGAUGUUUCACUAUCGUACGAUGAUCAAACCCUAGCUUUUAACACACUCGAGCCGUUUCAUCAACCUCGUCGAAAUGUGACUCGACUGGAGGCGAAGCUCGAGGCUAGAGAUGCGGCAUUGGCUAAAUCAUUAUCUAAUGAUAUGAGAGUUGAGAAAAAAUCAGGACAACUUCAGUUAGAUUUGAGGAUUAAGGCAAGAAUUAGGUUUAAGGUUGGUAUAAUGAAGUUUAAGCAUAAACAUUUAAGUGUGAUUUGUCCUGCUGUGGUGGUACAUUUUUCUUCUUCAAAGAUUGCACAAAGGACUUAUUGUGACGUGGAGUACUGAUUAGUAAUUGGCACUUUAGUUUGUGAUUAUUUUUUAAUUGUAGGAUUAUGUUUCUUUUACCUUUUUAUUGGGUUUUCGAGUCAUUGCAUUUAUUUUUGUUUACUUGUGUAAUUGCACAAUUGGUUGUGUUAUGCUUUUCUUUCUCUAUUUUGAGAGAUUGAUUGUUGUGGAUUUAAACAGUAUUUAAAUUUAUUUAUUUGAU